This is a messenger RNA of Saccoglossus kowalevskii, 1085 nucleotides long. RefSeq lists its product as uncharacterized. The record is from RefSeq and is a predicted model, not a curated record. NCBI's taxonomy places the organism in Eukaryota, Metazoa, Hemichordata, Enteropneusta, Harrimaniidae.
GGCAGCAUCAUACACAAUUGGAGGCUUCACAAGAAUGGGAUUUCUGGCGAGUAUUGCAAUGGUUUUUGUGCUGGUGGGUGUGUCCCAGGUACAGUCGAAACCCGAGAACCAUGGUAGUAAACGACAACUUGAAUGCUGGAAUGGUCCUGACGGCGCAGAUUAUCGAGGAACUUUUGCUACCACUAUGAGUGGUACUCCUUGUACGAGCUGGUUUGCAAAGGUUCAUAGAGCACACAUCUAUGGCGACGCAGGUCUAGAAAACAAUUACUGUCGUAAUCCAAAUGGGGACACACGCCCUUGGUGUUAUGUUAGUGACCAUAGUAAUGAUUUCGAAUAUUGUUAUUUCGAAAUGUGUGCAACAGGAGGAGGUUCGGGUGAUCCACACAUGGUAACUUUCGAUGGUGUCAAAUAUGAUUUUCAAGGUUUUUGUAAUUAUAUUAUCGUCAAGGACUGUCAACAUUCUGGUCAUUAUAAUUUUGAAAUUAUUGCUGAUUUUCGUGGACGUGAUCAACAAAACAAACCACCGACGAGAAUGGUGGCCAUAACUAUAAUUACAAACAAGAUUCCAGUAAUACGAUUGCUAGAAAAUAAUUCAUUUUUGAUUGGCGAUAAACCGUACAAUGGUUCAGAAGUAUUUACUUCUGAGUUUGGUUCCGUUACUCCAAGAGGUAACACUCUUGUUGUUAACCUAAUUCCUAUGAAACUAUUUCUGACAUGGAAUGGUAAAAUUCACAAGAUUACAGUGCAACUCGAAGAUCCAGAUAUGUAUGGUAAUGUAUGUGGUUUGUUGGGAAACUCUGAUGGUAAUCCCGAUAACGAUUUCGUCAAACCAGAUGGCUCUAUAACCCACGAUGCUGAGAUAUUUGGGAACAGUUGGGCUGUGCCAGGAAGCUGCGUGUAACUACCAACCUAUCUUCUCAAGUACAGUAACGAAGAAUGAAUUCUGUUUUGCAUGCAGGUGAUGGGUACAUUUUAUCGAAUAUAGUCCUGUUACACAGUGUUUCUCGUUAAUGGCUUUUUAUUCACUUCUUUAUGUAGUGGUUGACAAAUAAACGCAUAGACGCAUUAUGCUAUGAUUAUUAGAU